Messenger RNA from Protopolystoma xenopodis, 411 nucleotides. NCBI's taxonomy places the organism in Eukaryota, Metazoa, Platyhelminthes, Monogenea, Polystomatidea, Polystomatidae. The record is from the annotation of a GenBank genome assembly.
AUGAUACCUCGCUCUGAUGAUGUCCGUCAUAUGACGCACGAAAGUUUAACACAUUUUCACCGGAAUCGAAGGAGAUUGCCUCGGAUACAGCGUCAGCAUGAAUGUUCCCGUGAAGCCAAUCGCCAGUUGGUCAAGAGAAAUCGCCCGUCGUCUUCUGGUGGAAUCGACCUUCGAAUCUCUUCACCAAACACUUCCACUCGAAAUGGAAGUAAGCACAACACUCUCUUAAAAGAGCCGUUGCAAUGUUGUGAAGACUUAUAUUCUGUACGAAAGGUCAGAAUGUACAGAUUGGUAGGUCGAUUCCACCAGAAGACAAAGGCUAAUUCCGACUCUUCUGAACGUCGUAUUAAAGCUAGACGGCAGCAGCACAAAAGUGUUCAUUCGUCAUCUUCUGAUGAGAUCGGCCUUUGA